This is a messenger RNA of Microcebus murinus (gray mouse lemur), 2846 nucleotides long. Lineage: Eukaryota; Metazoa; Chordata; Mammalia; Primates; Cheirogaleidae. The record is from RefSeq and is a predicted model, not a curated record.
AUGGGGGACGCAGGCCCGCCAGACGCCGUCACCCCGGGAACCGGCGGCCCCACCACCCAGGACGGGCUGCACCAGAAACACGGCAGGGAAGGCACCGCGGCCGUGAACUUCUCCUGCCUCAUCUACGCCGUCCGCUUCAUGAACUGCAGCUGGGCGCCCGGCCCCGCCGCGCCCGCCAACGUGCGGUACCGGCUGUACUCCUGGGACAGCGCGGACGCCGAGGAGAAGGAAUGCGUCCACUACCUGACGGACUCGAUGGGGACGCGCGUGGGCUGCCACUUCGACCGGCUCGGGGAGCCCAAGAGGACGGACAACUACUUCUUCUUGCUGAACGGAACCAGCAAAGACGGGGCGGUGCAGUUCGUGGAUUUUACCCCGUUCGUGGCCGUCAACAUGGAGAGGUACGACCCCCCGGCCAACCUCUCGGCCAGCUUCGACGGCUCCCGCCUCGUCAUCCGCUGGGACAACCCCGAGACCAGGUUCGACCUGGCCAGCCACGUGUUGUGCUACGAGCUGGACCUGCAGGGGAAGGGCGGCUCCCCAAAGAAAGACCCGGUUUUCCAGAGAGGACAAGACCGAAACGUGUACGUGGUGCCCGGGUCCGAGGCGAGGACGGAGAGCACCGUGCGCGUGCGGGUCCGCCACCUGCGCAACCGGAUCUGGAGCGAGUGGAGCGGCGCGCUGCGCUUCGGUCACCUGGGAAGGGACCCACCUGCCGCCAGACUCGCAGGAACCCGAGGACAUCCUCACGGUGGAGGAGACGAUGCCGUAAUUUUCGAGUGGACGAGCAGAGAUUCAGGCUUCGGCACCACGCUCCACGUCUGCAGACUGUCCUUUCUGUGUGUCGUUACCUUGAGCGAGUGUCACAAAUUGUGCUGUCAGUGAAUAAUCCCUAACUACAUGAGCAACAUCAAAACUCCACGUGCAACAUCAAAACUCCCUGAGCAACAUCAAAACUCCCUGAGCAACAUCAAAACUCCCUGAGCAACAGCAAAACUCCACGUGCAACAUCAAAACUCCACGUGCAACAUCAAAACUCCACGUGCAACAUCAAAACUCCACGAGCAACAUCAAAACUCCACGUGCAACAUCAAAACUCCAGGUGCAACAUCAAAACUCCACGUGCAACAUCAAAACUCCAGGUGCAACAUCAAAACUCCACGAGCAACAUCAAAACUCCACGAGCAACAUCAAAACUCCAGGUGCAACAUCAGAACUCCACGAGCAACAUCAGAACUCCAACAGCGACAUCAGAACUCCAACAGCAACAUCAAAACUCCACGUGCAACAUCAAAACUCCACGAGCAACAACCAGACUCCACGCACAACAUCAAAACUCCACGUGCAACAUCAAAACUCCACGAGCAACAUCAAAACUCCACGAGCAACAUCAAAACUCCACGAGCAACAUGAAAACUCCAAGAGCAGCAUCAAAACAACAUCAAAACUCCACGUGCAAGAUCCAAACUCCACGUGCAACAUCAAAACUCCAAGAGCAACAUCAAAACUCCACAUGCAAGAUCCAAACUCCACGUGCAGCAUCAAAAAUCCAAGAGCAACAUCAAAACUCCACGUGCAAGAUCCAAACUCCACGUGCAGCAAGAGAAGCUGCCACCGAAGGUGAGCACACACACAGCGGUGGAAGAGAUGUCAGGAGAUCAAGCCAGAUGCCGGCCUCCAGGUGCAGAGUCUCGUCAGGCAAAAGCCCCCGGGGAAUAGCCAGAGACGCGCAUUGAAACACCAGCGUGUCUCCCGCUUCCAUUCUGGGUCUCUGGUCGCCAUUGGCCCAAGUCGCUGGCCGGGGGGCGUCCCCGUGGUCAGACGGUCUGAAACACCGGGCGAGAUUGUAUCUGCACGUUAGCAGUUUGCAAACCUGUCCCAGAACCUUGCCUUGUUUUUUGUGUUUUUUUUUUUAACAUGGAAAGGAUCAGAAAUGAGGGGCAGCGUCUUCCCGCCGACCCACCCCCAAGAGCAGCGAUCUGCGAAGAACUGGCAGGAAGGAAACUGCUAGAGCAUCCCAACGCGGUGUCUUGCAGCCACGCAAAACCCACGCAGCUAAGUCUUGAGGCCGUCGGGCACCGGGCUGGCCUACUCGCAGUUGUCCUUUGUGCCCGCGUGUGUGCUAGGAAUUCCAGCAGGGUGCUCUCGGGAGCAGCGGCUCGUGGCCUGGAGGGCCAGGUGUUUCCUGGUGGCUGGGCGUGUGCAUUGUGUCAUUUUUACGUGGUUGCAUGACUUUGUCCGCAAGGAGGGUCCGUCUGAGCAAUGCGGACAUGGCCUGUGGGCAGACGCUUUGCUGGGAAGGUGGCUGCCCAGCUCGAGGGGAGUCACACCGCGCGGGUAGCUAUUCGACCGAUCGGAUACUGGACCAGUCAUGAAAAAGAAACAAAGCAGGUAGAAAGCAGAGGGGAACACGUAAAAGCAGGUGACUCCGUGGUGCAUUACCAGCCGGUGAAAUAUCUCAACGCCUUACUGGAUUCUUGAUGCUGUCGAGAAUAAGCCGUUGGCACUCGCGCCUGGGGGUCGACCCAGUGCACCAGAUGAUGCGAUGGGCGGCAAAGGUGCGGGGACGCGUGUGUUCGCUGGGGCGUUGUGUGCAAUGCAUUAAAAAAAAAAGGAAAAGCACCUACGUGUUUGUUCACAGCAGACAAGUUUUAAAAUUGGGGCAUCUGAGACAGAUUUUGAAAUGUCCUGUUUGUUCACGAGGGAAGAUAGUCACGGUAUUUUAUAGUAAAGUGGAACAGGCACAGCAGCACAUGUGGGCUAAGAUUCCUUGCAAGAGAAAAUUGUGCAUGUGUGUGUGAUGCAUGUGUGUGUGCAUGAAUGCAUGUGUGUGCAUGUGCACACAU